AUUAGUCAAAGUUGUCAGUGAAAAUGUCAUAAUUGAUCUUCCUAAAAAAUUUUUGGCUAUUUCCAAAUUCGAAGUACCCGUUUUGGUCUAAAUUAAUUAUGCAGUAUGGUCUAAAAAUGUACGGAGAUUGCAAAACUCAUUACGUUUGUGGAGACUGUAAAAAUCCAAUGGUCAAAAGUAUUACCAAAGUGCAAAAAUGGAUGAAUUCUUGUGAAGAAGCGGAAUGUGUUCAUCGAUCAUUUAAAAGCUCAAGUCAAAGCUCGACUGCGAAUAAGAAACGCAAUAAAAGCAAAAGCAAAAUAUCACUUGUGUCUGACAAAAACAAAAAAUCAGUAUCCUUUAUUGAUAACUGUCCAGGAAAAAUAUUAAGAUCUGCAUCCAUGAUUCAACCACGUACAGCAAGCAAAGAUUUUCCAGUUCAUUCGAGACAAACACCAAACUUUCCAGUCCAAACAACAACUCAUAUUAUUUCCAAACCACCACCAUCCAAUAAUCCUGUUAGAACAUGUUCAUGUGUUUCGAACAUGAUUGCAAACAAAGAGAAUUUUUUAGGAUCCCAUAAUAAUUUACAGUGCUCAUGUCCUAAUCCAAUACAACAGGUAAAUCAUCGUGUUAGCAACACAAGACUCCUAAUAUCUGGAUUAAAAACUGAAUUAAAUAAAGUAAAAUCCCAGUUGGCCGAUAUCACCGUAACGAAUAAAACUUUAAGUGGACCAGCUAACCUACUAAAUACGAUAGAAGCAGAGAAAAUAAUUUCACAAUUAAAACUACAAAAUGUACAAUUAAAGAAAGAAUUAAAUGAUAAGCAAAAAGAAUUAGCCUUAUCCAUAAAAGAGGUUGAAAGGGCCAAAGAGGUACUAAGUGAAUACGAACAGAAAGUAAGAGCACUACACGAACAAGCACUAAGGUCUUCAAAAUUAAUAAAACAAAAUAAAGAUGAAUUUUGUAAGUGUUUGCAGGAGAAAGAAGCAGAGGUAAAAAAGUUACAAGAAAGUAAUGAGAGUUUACUUCGAAGCAUUAGAGAAAGUGAAGUGACAUAUAAAGAAAUGAGUAACGAAUACGAAAAUUUAAGAAUCACUUUUAAUGAAGAAACUACAAAGUUGUCAGCACUUACAGAGGAUAGUAAGAAUUUUUGUGAAUGUAUAAAAAUUCUAGAGAAGCAACUAGAGAAUGCUCGAAAAGAAACAGAAGUGUACAAGGAAGAGGUAAAGAGUCUGGAACAGCAUAUGUUGAAUUUUGAGUGUGAACUUUGUCAAAAGCUUAAAAUGAAGGCGAGAAAGCAUAAGUUAAAAAUUAAUAAUAAAAUUAAAGAACACGAUGAAAAAGAACAAGCCAUGAUGUGUACGAUAACUCAACUGUCAAAUGAGUUGGAAGUUACGAAACAGAUUAAAAUUUCGCAUGAAAAAUUACAGAAUAAAUAUCAUGACUUAGAAAAGCAAAUGAAAACGCAAGAAGAGGAUCUUUAUAAAUAUAGAGUUUUGAGAGAAAAAUACCAGGAAGAGUUUGCAAGGUUUCGCCAAAAUGAAGAAAAUUAUGAAAAAGAUAGGCAACAACUUAGAAAUUUAGUAGAAGAAUUAACUGCUGUUAUAAAGCAGAAUAAGGUAACUCUCCAACAGCUAACUGCAAUAAACAAGCACCAAGAACAACUACUUCUAUCUCAGACAUCCAUUAUAAGUGAAAAAGAUGGCAAAAUUAAAUUGGCCAAUAGCGAAAUUGAAAUUCUAAGAAAACAGAGCUUGGAACUUCAAGAAGAAAUUAGUGUUCUAAAGAAGACUUUAUUAGAACCCUGCAAACAUGAAUCGCAUAUGCAGCUGAUUGAAGAAUUGCAAAAUAUACGCAUGAAGCUAAACGAAGAAAUCGAGAAGAGGUUAAUAAAAGAAAAGAUAAUCGACGAUCAAGCCAAUACAAUAAUGCAAUUACAGCACCAGAUAAAAGAGAAAAUUAUGGAAUUGAACCACUCUAAACAAGAAAUUGUGGCUGCAGAAAAAGAAAUCGUUGGUAUUAACGAGGACUUGAUAAAUACUCAACUGGAGUUAAAGGAACAAUACGUUAAAAAAGAACUACUACAACGAAGACUAAAAGAAUUAAAAAAUCAAAACUAUACUCUAAAUGGAGAAAUAUCCCAACUGGAGCUUUUAGUUGAAGAAACGGUGGGUACAGAAAAGCAAGCAAUGAUUGAAAGUUUACAACAACAGAUAAAAGAUAUACAAGACGAAUGCGAAUGCGAAAAACUUAAAGUUUGCAGCGAAAAAGAAAAAGCUGUAGAAGCAGCUCAAUUUGCUACUCAAAAACUAUUAGAUACAGUCAACGAUUUUCAGAGACAAGUAAGUGCUCAGAAGAAAGUCCAAUAUUUGCUAACUAAGAUGCUUCAUGACAAAGAAGAAGAUCUAAAAAAUGUUCAUAGUAGAUUACAUUCCAUUAACUCAUUGACUCUUCAUUUAGAUCAAGAUUGUCCAAUUGAUGAAAUAUUUAAAAAUAACAAUUUAAAUUUUUCUGAGCCUAAUACGGCUUGUUCUUAUAUUUCUUCAUGUUCGUAUUGUUCUAAGGAACCUGGAAGAUGUAGAAAACCUCAGACGAUACGAAGGCCACAGUUUUAUGAUGUCCAAUGUACAGACGAAGAACCAAUCAAAGAUUAAAAGUGUGUAUUAAGUUAUGGAACAAAAAAGCACAAUAAAUUUGAUCUAAAAGUGAUUAAAAAUAUAACUAACUAAUUAGGCAUAGGUAUUGAAACAAAAGUUUUGUGAUUGUAAUAUUGCUCGUAUAGAUACCACAGUUUUAUUGUAAACAGUUUUGUUAUUUACAUUUUGUAGGUAUACUUCCACAUGAAUAUGGACAUUAAAAAUUUUAUUAUCGU
Diabrotica virgifera virgifera (western corn rootworm) is the source of this 2854-nucleotide messenger RNA. RefSeq names its product probable DNA double-strand break repair Rad50 ATPase. The coding region runs from base 99 to 2636 and encodes 845 amino acids. The record is from RefSeq and is a predicted model, not a curated record. The transcript is spliced from 5 exons. NCBI's taxonomy places the organism in Eukaryota, Metazoa, Arthropoda, Insecta, Coleoptera, Chrysomelidae.